AUGUUGCGUUGUGUAUUCUUAGGCUGCCUCUUGAAUUUAGCUUUUUACUUCUUUGCCAACCAUGAAUGCAUGGCAGAUGAGUUUAACUUACCAGGGCACUAUAAGCUUGGGGGAAUUUUUCAUGUACAUUCAGCCAGUGACGUUGUGGUUCCAAGUUCUCCUAUGGCUCUAGAAUGCUACACGCAGCAAUUCACAAUGUCAGGUUAUCAGAUGUUUCAAGUGAUGCGGUUUGCUGUGGAGCAGAUUAACAACUCCACCAAUAUCCUACCUAACAUCACUCUUGGAUAUGAGAUCUUCGACUUUUGCUUAAAAACUCAGGGUUUUUCUUCCAUCCUUGAGUAUAUCUCAGACAAUGGGCGAAUGAAUAUGUCAGCCGAAGAAAUAAGGCAUAACAUUAUUGGUCUUGUGGGUGCAUACGCAAGCUCAGAAUCUAUUUCUGUUGCACCAUUGUUCAUGAUGGACCUCAUUCCAAUGAUUAGUUAUGCAUCUUCCAGCUACGAUCUAAGCAAUAAGUGGUUAUAUCCCAGUUUUCUAAGAACUGUCCCAACCAACCAAGAUCUAAUCAUGGUCAUAAUCGAGCUCAUUCUGGAAUUUGGAUGGAACUGGGUAGCGUUCAUUAGCAGCAAUGAUGCAUACAGUCAAAACGGCCUCAAAUUAUUUCGUGAAAACAUCAAAGACCUCAGCAUCUGCCUGGCCUUUUUCUAUGAACUUACGUCAACCUCCAAUUAUUCAGAUAUACUAAACACGAUAGAUUCACUUAGCAUUAAUGUGAUCAUAGUUUUCACACAGCAACCGCCUGCUGCAGAAUUUAUUAAAACGGCCAUUGAUAUCAAUAUAAGGGACAAAGUAUGGAUAGCGGGUGAUACAUGGUCCAUGGACGAAACAAUUAUCAGUUACCCGGGCAUUGAGCAGAUUGGUACCAUUUUCGGUGUUACGGCAACAACUCUGAAUUUACCAGGAUUUGAUGAAUUUGUCUACCGAACACGGAACAGGGGUGAAAGCAAUGACUGUGGGAUUUGUAAUGAUGGAGAGAUGUGCAAUCAAGUUUGUGAAAACUGCACAAGCCUGGAUGCAGAGGACAUUAUAAGUCAAAGCCCUACAUACUCAUUCUCUAUCCAGGCUGCUGUGUACGCCUUUGCCUAUGCGCUCAAUCAAGCACUCAAUUGUACCAAGGCAGGGUGUGCUCCACCUCAGUACAUUCCUCCUUAUGUCCUUCUGCGUUAUCUGAAAAAGUUGAGCUUCACAUUACAAAACCAACAAAUUCAAUUUAAUCAAAAUGGAGAUCCACCAGCCAGUCUUGCAGUAGUACUCUGGAGGCCAAAAGAGACUCCACUGUUUGCUAUUGCUGCUACAUAUGAAUCACAACUGACUAUUCGGUUUACUAUGAAUAGCAGGGCUGUUCGCUGGUCUAAAAAUGGAACAGUGCCGUAUUCGAAUUGUUCUAUUCAAUGUGACAGUGGCUAUAAAAAACUGCAAACUUCGAUACAUGUAUGCUGUUUUCAGUGCGAGAUGUGCCAGGCCCAGACAUACGUCAACAUCUCAGCGGAUGCUUACACGUGUACUCCCUGUGAAGAAGGUUACUGGUCUGAUGAGAAGAGCACAAUUUGCAAAAAACGCACUAUUGUCUAUCUUCAUCUCAAGGAUCCUCUGUGCAUCCUGUUCUUGGUUUGCGCUGUGGCCCUCAUUGUUAUCUCCAUUGGACUCAUAAUCCUUUUUGGCAUCAACUACAACACUCCGGUGGUUAAGUCUGCUGGUGGUAAUAUGUGCCUACUUAUGUUGUGUUGUUUGAUUCUGGCCAACAUUGGGGUGUUUUUUUACUUUGGAGUUCCAGACCCAGUUAAUUGUGCUUUAAGAAAUGUCUUUUUCAUAUUUUUCUAUACUAUUUGCCUUUCUUGUAUGGGUGUGCGUUCCUUCCAGAUUGUUUGUGUCUUUAAAAUAGCUGCACAGUUUCCAGAUGUCUACCACUGGUGGAUGAAGAACAAUGGUCAAUGGCUCUGUAUUAAAGUCUACUCUUUCAUACAGCUUGUUGCUUGUGUAAUAUGGAUUCUAACUGGAAGACCCAAACCCUACAACGACAGCGCGUCUUUUAAUGAUCAGAUUAUUUUGACAUGUGAUAUGGGAUCAAUGGUCACAUCCACCUUGGCUUGGUGUUGUCUUUGGUUUCUUAGUGUAGUCUGUUUCUGUUUCUCUUACAUGGGCAAAGAUCUUCCAAAAAGCUAUAAUGAAGCCAAGCCCAUCACGUUUAGCUUGCUUGUAUUUUACCUGGGCUGGAUUGCAUAUUUCACAGCUUACAUUGUGUUCAGAGGGGCUUACAUACAACUCUUUAAUGCAGUAGCCCAGCUAUCCAGUUCAUAUGGAAUUAUUUUCAGUUUCUACAUGCCAAAAGCAUACAUCAUUGUUUUCCAACCAAGAAAGAACACUCAGGCAUACUUCCAGUCAACAAUCCAGACAUAUACACAGACUAUUAGCAGAAACUCAUAAUCCGAGCUAAAAAGGUUAUGAUCAGAACAAGAACUAAACAGAACAAAGGGUAGGGAAAUAUGAAUAUUAGGAAAUGCAGGUAUAUAUGCAUAGUAAACAUCACACAGAUGAAUUAGGAAAACAUUCCUAUUUAAGGGAUAUACAGUACUGUGUAUAUAAUCGAAACUGUGGGUGUGGUAAUGCACUAGGUGAAACGCCAGGUGGCACGGUUGCAUUCAGAAGUUUAGACAAAGACAAGCCAGAGACUGGACUUGGGACCAGGAUUGCGAUUAGAGUCAAAACAAAAAGGAGGAACCGAGAGUGAGAUGGAACAAGGACAUGGCUGAUACACCAACUGAAAUACCACAAUGUUAGGACUAACAAUGACACAAAAGAGUGAAAAUGUUGAGAUACAGACAGCAACACUGAGACUUGGGACUUGAAAAAAAAAACGACAACUAACAAACAAGAUUUUCUUUUUGACAAAAGUGUCUAACAUCAGUGGCUAUUAAGUAGACCUAGCAGAAGUCCCUCCAUGUU
This is a messenger RNA of Clarias gariepinus (North African catfish), 3000 nucleotides long. Its product is annotated as taste receptor type 1 member 1-like. Lineage: Eukaryota; Metazoa; Chordata; Actinopteri; Siluriformes; Clariidae. The transcript has 6 exons. Gene Ontology annotation, molecular function: G protein-coupled receptor activity. Gene Ontology annotation, cellular component: membrane. The record is from RefSeq and is a predicted model, not a curated record. Gene Ontology annotation, biological process: G protein-coupled receptor signaling pathway. Bases 1 to 2481 code for a protein of 826 amino acids.